AUGUCAACAGCGGUAGUAAACUUCAAGGCGAAUGUUUCCGGGGGCGAUGAUCGGGGUGAGGUCCAACAGACCGGGGAAAAGCAAAAACUCGGUCAUCGCCGGAUCGAUGAACAGGGAGAGGUCAGCUACAAAAAAGUUCCGACCAAUGCGUUGAUGAGCGCGAUCCAGUUGGGGAUCGCCAACUCUAUCGGAAGCCUUGCAUCACGACCAGAUCGAGAUCUACUGUUACAAGAUUUCGAAAAGAUCGAAAACGUGGCAUUUCCAGCGUAA
Messenger RNA from Strongylus vulgaris, 270 nucleotides. The record is from the annotation of a GenBank genome assembly. Lineage: Eukaryota; Metazoa; Nematoda; Chromadorea; Rhabditida; Strongylidae.